AUGGUGCACAACAACAUGGUACUGGAGCUACACAUGGAAUAUCAACUUCAUCUGUCAGUAGAUGUUUUCAAAGGGUUGUUGAUGCAGUUUUUACCCAUAUGUUUUCAGAUAUUGUUAAGUGGCCUAAUAAUCCCGUUAAAAUAUCUACGAUAUUCCUUGAAAAAGGUGGGUUUCCAAUUUCUAUGUGUAGCUGGCUGUAUUGAUGGUACGUUAAUAAAUAUUGAUGCACCAAGUACAAACGGAGAACCGUUUGUAGAUAGACAUGUCAACCAUUCAAUCAAUGUGACUAUGGUUUGUGGUCCAAACCAUGUAUUUUAUGCAGUAGAUGCAAACUUGCCUGGAAGUGUACACGAUGCCAGGGUAUUAAGAAAUACUAAUAUAUUUGCUGAAGAAGACAGCUUAAAAGACACACUGGAUCAAGAAGAGGCCCCAAAUGUUGGUGCUAUAAUGAGGGUUAACACAUUAUUGGACUAUUUUAGACAAAGGUUAUAA
Molecule: messenger RNA, 492 nt
Organism: Macrosiphum euphorbiae (potato aphid)
Lineage: Eukaryota; Metazoa; Arthropoda; Insecta; Hemiptera; Aphididae
Source: the annotation of a GenBank genome assembly